CAUGACAAAGCAACUGAAAAGCCUUUGCUGUCGCAACUCGGAGAAACCCUUUCCCCAAACCCCCAAAACAUCGCUUGCAAUUUCUAGGAGAAUGGAAAAUAGUAAUGACGAGGAGUCGACGACGACGAAUCCGUUGCCGCCGUUUCUGAGGAAGCUGUACGCGAUGGUGGACGACCCGGCGACCGACUCGGUGGUGUCGUGGAGCGACGGCAACAACAGCUUCGUGGUCUGGAACGCGCACGAGUUCGCCGCCAAGCUUCUGCCAAAGCACUUCAAGCACAAGAACUUGUCCAGCUUCAUCAGGCAAUUGAACACUUACGGUUUUAAGAAGGUUGACUCAGACCGUUAUGAAUUUGCUAAUGUGAAGUUUCUAAGAGGUCAAACACACCUUUUGAAGAGUAUCAGUAGGAGGAAACCAGUUCAUGUACCUGGUCAUCCACAACCACCUAAAGUGCAGAGCUCCUCGGUCGGGGCAUGUGUUGAGGUAGGGAAGUUUGGGCUGGAGCAAGAGGUUGAAAGACUUGAAAGGGACAAGAAUGUUCUCAUGCAGGAACUUGUUAGGUUGAGACAGCACCAGCAAGCAACUGAUCACCAGUUGCAGAAUGUGGGGCAACGUGUACAGGUAAUGGAGCAGAGACAGCAACAAAUGAUGUCUUUCCUUGCGAAGGCUAUGCAGAGUCCAGGCCUGCUUGCCCAGUUUGUACAGCAGCAGAAUGAAAACAAUAGGAACAUUACCGGAGCAAAUAAAAAAAGGAGACUCCCCGGGCAGGAAGAAGGUUCAGCUGGUGAGUGUUGCACAAAUGCUUCAGAUGGACGGAUUAUUAAGUACCAGCCUGCAAUGAAUGAGGCAGCUAAAGCAUUGCUGCGGCAGAUCUUGAAAAUGAAUGCAUCUCCUAGGAUGGAUCCAUUGAUGAACAACCCUGAUGCGUUCCUGAUUGGUGACGCUCCUUCUACCAAUGCAUUCAACAGCGGAAAUUCCUCGAGUCGAGUUUCGGGAGUAACCCUUUCCGAGGUCCCACCUAUUUCUGGGCAGUCAUAUAUGCCUGCAGAGUCACAAUUUUCCGUCAGCUGUCCAUCUACUGCCAUUUCUGAGAUUCAAUCUUCCUCUUAUCUGGUGCCUGAUCACACUAUAGCAGCUCAGUUCCUAAAAGUAAAUAAGCAUAAUUCUCAAGAAGAGACUAUUUUGCCUGACUUCACUGAAAUGCGAGGAAUCAUACCAGAAAACAGUGCAGAAUUCCCGGACAUGAACCUUGUGGGGUCUGAGACUGAGAACCGAAGUCCUGUGGAUCCGAUGUCUGCUGUUUUGGAUGAGACGAGGCCCAUAGAAAGUGAUGCUAUCUCUCCAGAAAGUAAUGUGGAAGCCUGGCUUGAAGACAUCACUUCACUUCCAGGCAUUAAUGAUAUUUUUUGGGAACAAUUCCUUACAGCAAGCCCGCUGACGGAGGACACAGAUGAAAUUCAUUCGAGUUCACUAGAGGGAGUGACUGAGGAUCAUGAACAGAUAGGAAAGAAGAAUGGUUGGGACAAGAUUCAUCAAAUGGAUCAUCUUACUGAACAGAUGGGGCUUCUUGCAUCGGAGAGCAGAAUGGGGUGACCUUCUUACCAAUUGUACAUGGAUGUUUCUUGGCAUGGAAAGAUUUGCAUUGCGGCUUGUUUUUUUACUGUCGUGGCAAGGAAUUUUGACUAGGAUGGCUAGAAUCUGCAGAGAUCUUACUGCGAUGGAAUUAUAUCAAAAUGCUUGUUGAUUGAAGCAUGCAUCACAGUACUCUGUAUAGGCCGAGAGUUUCAGCUGUUAUAGUCUUGAAACCUUGGAAUUGUGGCUUAGUUAUUCUUAUUUAUGUCAUUAAAUUGUGAGCACAGAUGGUAAGGGAUAGAGAUAAAGGAAAGAGGACAUGAAAAGCAAGCAAUUGUUGUGGUUUAGGGUUUUAAAGCUAUGCAAAGCACUGAAAAAUGUCUUAAAAAUUCAAAAUGUUCAAUUUCAGCUGCUAGUGGAAAAAUGUCUUAAACUACAAGGGGAGUGCUGGAAUUCUGCAUAUAUUGUUUACUUCUAUAUGCGUUGAGGCAUCGAUAAUUUGUUUAUAAAGCUUGUUCCCAGA
This is a messenger RNA of Corylus avellana, 2096 nucleotides long. RefSeq names its product heat shock factor 3 (gene HSF3). Gene Ontology annotation, biological process: regulation of transcription by RNA polymerase II; cellular response to heat. NCBI's taxonomy places the organism in Eukaryota, Viridiplantae, Streptophyta, Magnoliopsida, Fagales, Betulaceae. Gene Ontology annotation, cellular component: nucleus. The record is from RefSeq and is a predicted model, not a curated record. Gene Ontology annotation, molecular function: DNA-binding transcription factor activity; RNA polymerase II cis-regulatory region sequence-specific DNA binding.